Molecule: messenger RNA, 731 nt
Organism: Strongylocentrotus purpuratus (purple sea urchin)
Lineage: Eukaryota; Metazoa; Echinodermata; Echinoidea; Camarodonta; Strongylocentrotidae
Product: cyclophilin 1
Biological process (GO): protein folding; protein peptidyl-prolyl isomerization
Cellular component (GO): intracellular membrane-bounded organelle
Molecular function (GO): peptidyl-prolyl cis-trans isomerase activity
Source: RefSeq, marked provisional
GAGCAGACAUCACCAGAAGACCAAAGACUUGUUUCAAUUUCUCAAUUUGUUUGAUAUAUUCUCCAUUCGAGAUGGACUUCAGUACUAUUCUUGCUCUGUUAGUUGGCUUCUUAUCUGCGUUUGUAAGGGCAGACGACCCAGAUGUUGUUGCCAUGGUAACUCACAAAGUCUUCUUUGACAUCAGCAUUGGAGGAGAGCCAGCAGGCACAAUCGAGCUUGGUCUCUUUGGAGAUGUUGUCCCCAAGACAGUUGCAAAUUUCCUGUUUUUCGCCGAUCCUUUGAGCAAGGAAAACUAUGUUGACUCCAAAUUUCACAGGGUGAUCAAGAACUUCAUGAUCCAAGGUGGUGACUUUGCUAGUGAGGAUGGAUCUGGAAGCAGGAGCAUCUAUGGCAAGGACCAUUUCGAUGAUGAGAACUUCAAUCUGGACCACUAUGGAGCUGGCUGGCUGGCAAUGGCUAAUGCAGGACCUAACACAAAUGGAUGCCAGUUCUACAUCACCACAGUCAAGACCAAGUGGCUGAACGGUGCCCAUGUUGUCUACGGUAAAGUCCUGGAUGGCCUUGAUGUUCUGGCCACCAUUGAGAACUCUGCUACAGAUGAGAACGACAAGCCUCUCACAGAGGUAGUCAUCACCGCAUCAAGAACCGAAGACCUACCACCCCAGGAUGAGUUUAUCGUGGAGAAAUUAGGUAUCACAAUGCCAGUUGUGGGAAGUACUGGUGAUUUCUAA